Molecule: messenger RNA, 793 nt
Organism: Bufo gargarizans (Asiatic toad)
Lineage: Eukaryota; Metazoa; Chordata; Amphibia; Anura; Bufonidae
Product: histone H1B-like
Exons: 2
Coding region: 1-732 (243 amino acids)
Biological process (GO): nucleosome assembly
Cellular component (GO): nucleosome
Molecular function (GO): structural constituent of chromatin; DNA binding
Source: RefSeq, a predicted model, not a curated record
AUGGCAGAGACCGCGCCAGCAGCCGCCGCUCCUCCUCCCGCCGAAGCGGCCGCCAAGUCCAAGAGGCAGCCGAAGAAAUCCGCCGCUGCAGGGGGCGCCAAGAAAAGCAAGAAGCCGUCCGGUCCCAGCGUGUCCGAGCUCCUCGUCACAGCCGUGUCCGCCUCCAAGGAGCGCAGCGGGGUGUCUCUGGCCGCCCUGAAGAAGGCUCUGGCUGCAGGAGGGUGCGAUGUGGAGAAGAAUAAUAGCCGCAUCAAGGUGGCCAUCAGGGCUCUGGUCACCAAGGGGACCCUCACCCAGGUGAAGGGCAGCGGCGCCUCCGGCUCCUUCAAGCUCAACAAGAAGCAGCAGGAGACCAAGGACAAGGCGGCCAAGAAGAAGCCGGCGGCCAAGAAACCUGCAGCUACUGCGGCCAAGAAACCCGCUAAAUCCCCGAAGAAGCCCAAGAAGGCUCCGGCCAAGAGCCCGAAAAAGACCAAGAAACCAGACGCGGCCAAGAAAGCAGCCAAGAAGCCGAAGGCUGCCCCCAAGCCCAAGAAGCUGGCCAAGAGUCCGGCUAAGAAGGCGGCCAAACCCAAGGCUGCCAAGAGUCCGGCUAAGAAAGCGGCGAAAGCCAAGAAGAGCGCGGCCAAGAAACCGAGAGCAGCAAGCCGGCCAAGAGCAAGUGAGCCCGGCUCUGCCCCGCCCCAAACCAAAGGCUCUUCUAAGAGCCCCCCACAUGGUCUGUACGACUGAGCUGGCGAUGCCGCUGAUCUCCGCUGUGGAGGCGUCACACAGGGGCACUUACCGCUCCUGA